CUUCAGCUAGAUAUGAAGAUCAGUCACUGUACGUGUUGCUGACAGAGAAAAACAAAUGAAGACCUUUUUUCCGAUUAUUGUAUCUGUUUAUUGCAUGUCGUUUUUAUAUAAAGCUGGUUUAAAGUGGAAGGAUUCGAACUUGACAGAAGAGAGCAUUUGAAUAAUUCUUAAAUUUACAAAGCGACAGUCGCCGAACAAGGGAACUCCUUUUCGUCAUAUAAGUCUGGGAGUGAGACGUAAGCUCGUCGUUCGGAUCCAGUCGACAAAGACCGACUUCAUGAACUUCAACUGACGAUGGAGCAAAUUUCGUGCAACGAAUCAGCCUACGAAACCGACUGGAUGGAGCUAUUGUACUUUGAACUUGUGUCGUCCAUUCUCUCUUGCAUCUCCUCAGUCAUUGGAGGAUUGUUGGUGUUUCUUAUUGUCGUUAAAAACCCACAAAAAAGAUUUCAUACAUCUGUCUCAGCUCUUCUCGUCACCAUGGCAACGAGUGCUCUUUUGGUAGGGAUUACCGCUGAGCCACUUUUUAUUUAUUUCAGCGUAACAACGAUAAACACUGUUGAUGAUCAUGUACCUCAUGACGCUCCGUUCUUACAGUUUGCUAUCCUUGUAUCCUUCAUGUCAUCAAUGUUAACGCUUUUGACCCUGGUCGGAAUCACGGUCAAUCGAUAUCUCUUCGUGUCGGUUCCGGGUUGGUGCAUGGUGUGCGUCACAUUCAAUCGAACAUUACUCGCCACUGGUUUAGGAUGGAUGAUUUCAGUAAGCUAUCCUUUUCUCUACUUUAAUACCGGUUUAAGUAGAUAUUGUAUAGUCCAUUCAACAGCUGGGGUUUUCUUCAUCACACUUGCACUUGUUUAUACCUUUGUAUGGAUUUUAUCGAAGCUUGAAGCUCUACGAGAAAGAGGUCACUUAAACAUAGUCAGCCAAGAGGCCUACAUAAGUCAAAACCAUUCCUGGUUACUAGUGUUCUCUCUCGGGUGCUAUAUUCCUGCUCUGAUUAUGGUCAUAAUAGCAGAACUGUGUAGCAGUUGUACCUGUCAAGCAAAAGCCUGGCUCGCGCGGUCAAGCUUUGUCGUAGCACGACUUCAUUGUGCCAUUUUACCUGUUUUGUACAUCGCUAUCCUUACAGACUACAGAUCGGCAAUCAAGAGUAUUCUCUUUAAAUGCCGAAUCCAAGGGAAAAAAAUUCGAUUCAAUUCAAUUCAUCGGUCGGAGAGAGAAAUUAACUGCUUUGAGAUGAACGGAAAACAUUCCACAAAAAUCUAAUGCGCAUGUCAAGACAUUCAAUAGGUUGCUAUCAAUAGACGUCACUUCCGGUAAUAGCUCUUUUUUGAUGGCUUGU
Messenger RNA from Actinia tenebrosa (Australian red waratah sea anemone), 1342 nucleotides. RefSeq lists its product as uncharacterized. Gene Ontology annotation, cellular component: plasma membrane. Gene Ontology annotation, biological process: G protein-coupled receptor signaling pathway. Lineage: Eukaryota; Metazoa; Cnidaria; Anthozoa; Actiniaria; Actiniidae. The record is from RefSeq and is a predicted model, not a curated record. Gene Ontology annotation, molecular function: G protein-coupled receptor activity.